UAAAUCAAAUUAAAUAAUAUUAUUGUUCAAGUGAAGUUUUUGUUUUUAAAAAUAUUUAUAUUAAUAUUACCUAUAUAAAAAAUUUAAAAAAAAAAAAACACAAUCAGAAAUAUAACACGUGAAUAACCUCAAAUUAAUAAAUACAUAGUGUGCAUUAAAAUUUAAAAUUUAUUUGUUGUUGAAUAAAAAAAACAAAAACGAAAAAACAAGUUUCAUAGUGAAAAAAUAUAAAAUAAAAUAAAAUGGGUGCAACAUUGAGACCAAGAGAUGCUGAUAUUGAUCCACCAGGAAGUGCCAUUCGACUUCACAAUUGGAUAACAUUGGUUCGUAAAAAGAAGAUGAAAUAUGUGUGCAGUAGACGCAGAAAUAUACGAGUUGAGGCUGUAUUGAGUCAUGCCUUAACCCAAGCACAAGAAGAGCUGCGCAUUAAACAAAUUAAUCGUUUAUACAAGUGGCAACACCUUAAAAAAUUGAUUGCCGAUAAAGAAAGAUGCAAUCGUUCAAAUACUGAUUACGAUGGUGAUGAUGAAAAUAAUAAUAAUAAUACCAACAACGAGUGUAACAACAAUAAUAACAAUAAUAAUAAUAAUAAUAAUAGUCAAGAUGUCAAAAAAAAUAUAUGGUCAAAUGAUUUGUAUCCUGAAUUAUCAAGUCUUGAUUCAUUCAUGUCUAAACUUAGUGAAAUUAAAUCACCAAUUCAACGAUGAACGUUUGAAUAACUUACUCUUGAAAAAAUAUUAAUUAAAUUAUUGCAAUUUUUUUAAAUAUUUCAAUCAACAAACAAAUAAAUCAAAAACAAUCAUCAACUUUAUUAUACGUAUAUUUGAAAAUAAACGAAAAAUAAUAAUAAUAAUAAAUAAAUAAAUUGUCAUCAUCGUCAUCAUCUUGAUCAUCAGCUCCAGUUCCAACUACAGCAGCAUCAUCAUCAUCAUCGUCGUCAUCGUCAACAACAACUUUCUUAAUUGUGCAAACUAAGAGAUAUAUAAUAAUAUUUUCUUGUUGCUCUUAGUCGCAUGGAAAAUGUCCAAAUUUACCAAUUGAUCCAAAGUGUAUUAUCUGGAUAUUUUUUAA
Messenger RNA from Aphidius gifuensis, 1071 nucleotides. RefSeq lists its product as uncharacterized. The record is from RefSeq and is a predicted model, not a curated record. The transcript has a single exon. Bases 243 to 707 code for a protein of 154 amino acids. NCBI's taxonomy places the organism in Eukaryota, Metazoa, Arthropoda, Insecta, Hymenoptera, Braconidae.